Messenger RNA from Schizophyllum commune H4-8, 15747 nucleotides. Its product is annotated as acetyl-CoA synthetase-like protein. Gene Ontology annotation, molecular function: catalytic activity; phosphopantetheine binding. Lineage: Eukaryota; Fungi; Basidiomycota; Agaricomycetes; Agaricales; Schizophyllaceae. The transcript has 43 exons. Gene Ontology annotation, biological process: secondary metabolite biosynthetic process; amino acid activation for nonribosomal peptide biosynthetic process. Gene Ontology annotation, cellular component: cytoplasm. The coding region runs from base 1 to 15747 and encodes 5248 amino acids. The record is from RefSeq and is a predicted model, not a curated record.
AUGCUCGUCUCGACUUCGCACACCGGGCCCUACACCUACCACCCUCUGCCUGACCUGGGGUCUAUGCAGAGGCAGCCUGCCCAUGCUCCGUGUAAACUCAGCGUACCCUUGAACAAGGAAGUCAGCGCGCUCGAUGACGGUGUCCGGAGCGACUUGCGCGCCGCGUACGCGAGCACACUCAUGAAGUACAUCGACAGCAACGACUUCCUCUUCGGCGAGACAGAGGAAGACUACAUUGUUGACCCCGAAGCUGUGGUCAUCCGUCUCGCGCGCGCCGAACUGCAGGACGGCCGCUCCUGGCGCGAUUUCGCCACCUCCCUCGCGCGGGGCGCGGAGUGCUGCCUCGACGAUGUGCGCCUCGAGCUCAUGCUGGGGGAUCACCAGAACCCCCUGCCCGCUAUGGUUAUCUGGGAUGUACUGCAAUGCUCGGACCCUGAGGCGUACGCGCCCUCCAGCAUCGUCUUCGGCGCGCACACCGACGGCGGUCGCGUCUUCAUUGACCUCCUCGCCGAUCGCGCGCUCAUCUCGCCCUCCGCGCUCGAGAACUUCGUCGCGCAAAUCGUCGAGACCUACAAGGCCAUCUCCGCCUCGCCCGACGAGCCGUGCACGACGCCGGUCAAGAUGCCACAAGAGCUGCUAUCCAUCUCGCCCGCUACCAUCGACCCCGCGCAGGAGAAGGUCGUCGUGGAGUGGCUGUUCGAGAACGCAGCGGCGCGGCCUAACGCCAUUGCGCACGAGGUGUAUGCGUCACUCGAGCAGCCGCCGCAGUUCGUCACGUAUGGCGAGCUGAACGAGCAGACGAACGUGGUGGCGCGCUGGUUAGUGGCAAACGGUGUCGGUAUCGAGGACAAGGUUUGCUUGUGCAGUCAGCGCAAUGCGUUCUUCUACGUUGCAAUGGGUGCUAUACUCAAGGCGGGCGCUUGCUAUGUCUCGAUCGACGUCGAACUGCCCGUCGAACGCAAAAAAUACAUCGAGCAAGACAGCGAAGCUAAAAUCGUCUUCGUCACCUCUCGAGAUGACGCCGGCGUCUUCGCGCAUCCUGCCUUGCUAACGGAGGACCUCCUCCGGAAAGCGCGCGAGGAGCACGGGAACGAGAAUAUCUGCCUGGCAUCGCUCGACAAUCUGGCUUAUCUACUGUAUACUUCAGGUACCACUGGGACGCCCAAGGGCUGCCUGCUCGAACAUCGCGGUCUCUUCUGGGCUAUGGUCUCCUUCUGUGCGCUCCCCCGACCCGUUACGAACCCCGAUACCGACAAGCGGUUGUCGCUUGCUUCGACUGCCUUCGACGUUCACAUCUCCGAGAUCGUUCAGUCCUGGGGCCUCGGGACACGCCUCGUCAGCGCACCGCGCUUCGAGCUCCUCACCCAGCUCCGGAAGCAUGUCAUUGACAUUGGGAUCACGCACGUUGGGAUGGUGCCGAGCAUGAUUGAGGCGCUGCUCGAGACGGCGGACGGGUUGCCGCUGAAGUAUCUGGUGUCGGGUGGGGAGAAGAUUACGGAUAUGUUGCUGCAGAAGUGGUCGACGAGGGAGGAUCUCGUACUAGCGAAUUUCUAUGGCCCCACCGAAGCCACCAUCGGGUGCACCUCACGGCGCGUCGGGCCCAACGACCGUAAAGAAAAUAUCGGGAAGGCGUUCCCGUCUUGCGGCGCGUAUGUCCUGGACAAGAAGUUGCGAACUGUGCCGCUUGGUUGUCCGGGCGAGCUUGUCUUGUCGGGACCACUGAUUGCGAGAGGCGAGUUCGCCAUUCCACGCUACCACAACCUCCCCGAAGCCACAGCCAAGGCUUUCAUCCACCUCCCCGACGGCACGCGCGCCUAUCGCACGGGCGAUCUCGUGCGCAUGCUGCCCGACGGGACGCUCGAGAUCAUGGGCCGCAUCGACCACCAGGUCAAGUACAGGGGCGUGAGGAUUGAGACGGAGGGGAUUUCGUCGAUUUUGGCGGGGGCGGCGUCAAGCACGAACGACGUCGAGCUCAGCGUGCUCACAUUCAUCACCGGGCAUCCGCAGGUGGGGCCGGAGCUGCUGGUCAGCUUUGUUGCGCCGGCGGCGGCCAAGGAUGUGAGUGUCGAGGAGAGGCGGAAUGGAGUGCCUGGGGUGAGGAAGCCGGAGGCGGGGUGGGAGGGGAAGGGGAAGCAGGGAGGAGAGGGCGAUGCGGCGACCGCGACCACGACCACCACGAAGGACCUGAUGCGAACGCUCAAGCGCGCAGUCGAGGAGCAGUUGCCGUCGUACAUGCGGCCCGCGUACAUCAUCCCGGUCGAGUAUCUGCCGCUGACGCUCAAUGGGAAAACGGACAGGCGGAAGUUGGAGCAUAUAUUCCAAGGAAUGGGUCUGAACGAGUUGUUGCAAGCGCAGGGUGGGAGGAUCUUGCACGACAUGCGUCUUCGAGCAAGGCAACUAUGGCGCGAUCCAAGGAUGAUGAUGACCCGGAUGCACGUCGGUGUGGGCGUCCGACAGGGCGAUGCCUCACCAACCAUGGCAGCACCACCCGCACACGCGAUUAAUGCACUCCCGGUGACGCGAGUGCCCUGCUUCUACCCGAAUACACAGACUAUCGGCGGGGCGACCGAGGGGGUCGUCCAGCAACAAAUCGACAGCCCACCCGAGACUACGCUCGAGGCGCGCUACCAGGCCUGCGCAGCGACAGUGCGCGCGUUACUCGGCACCACUGGCGAGUUCGCAUUCCGCGUUGGCGACCAGCAAGUCGCUGUCAUCGAAGGCGUCGACGAGCCAGGCGCCCCGGAGACGCUCAAGAUCGUCGACGCAUCAUCCACUGAGGGUCUCGACGCGAUCGAAGUCAAGUUCAGCGAGGGGGAAAGAUCGCGGGACGGCGAGGUGAAGUUCCACAUUGUCGACGCCGGGAGGGAGGUCAAGAUCGUGUAUGCGCGCCAGUGCGUACCGGACGAUCUGGCGAACAGGCUGCUCGCAUUCUACGUGCGGCACAUCAUCAAGACACCCACCAGCAGCGACCAGGAAAUAUCCUUGUCCAUUCUGAACCAUCCACCCCAAAACUACCCGGCCGAUAGCAAGGCACCCGCUCUACUUCACGCACCAUUCCUCCUCUCCGCCACGGCGCGCCCCGAUCACGUCGCGGUCGACUACCUCGGACCCGAGGACGCAGAGCGUCAGCGCCAGUCGAUCACGUACGGCGAGCUCGAUGCACGGUCCGCCGCGCUAGCGAAGGUGCUCCGCAAUAUCGACGGCGCGCGCAACAGCGUCGUGCCGUUCCUCCUGCCCGCGUCGGUCGAAAUCUACGUCGCGUACCUGGGCAUCUUGCGCUCGGGCAAGGCGUUCAGCCCGCUGCCAACGCUCGACGGCGCGCCGGUGUCGCGCGUGCAGGAGCUGAUCGAAGAUCUGGACGCGAAGGUUUUGGUGGGGGCAGGGGUACGGCCGACAUGGCUCGAUCAGAAGGUUGAAUGGGUUGACGUUGCGGACGCGGAGAUGCUGUUGUCGCGCGCGUCAAGCAUAGAGGACGCGUACGACGAGCUCGCGCAAAGUCCAGACGAUCUGGCAUAUGUCCUGUUCACCUCCGGCUCGACCGGCAAACCCAAGGGCGUGCAAAUCGCGCACCGCUCGGCUUCCACAUCGAUCUACGGUCACCUUAGCGUCCGGCGCGUGUCGCCCAACGCAAGAUGGUUCCAGUUCGCGGCUGCUACGUUCGAUCCGUCCGUCAUGGAAAUCUUUUGCACCCUAUCUUGCGGCGCUACAUUGUUGAGCGCCUAUCGCCCGCGCUUCCUCACCGACCCAGACAAGGUUCUGGGUGAGCUCGGCGCGACGAACAUGAUGGCGACACCGAGCAUGGCCGCGGUGUUGAAGGCGGAGCGCAUUGUCGACAUCCGUGAGAAAAAUUACGGCCUCGUCGCCUCCGACCUCGAGUACGCGUUCGAGCUGUGGACGAUGGGGGAGAAGCUGAGCGACCGCGUGAUCGCCGAGUUCGAUCGCGCGCCCCGCUUCUCGGUGUGGAACGCUUAUGGCCCUACCGAGGCGUCGAUCAAUGUUACACUCAGGAAGCAUCCAAGGGGGGAGUCGGGGAGUAGGCUUGGGCCACCGAUGCCGACAGCGUCGAUGCUGGUGCUGCAUCCGACGGAGCCGCGCGCAAUUGAGCAUGGCUUCCCCGGCGAGUUGGCGCUGGGAGGGGUGCAGGUAGCGAGAGGCUACCUGAACAACCCGGAGCAAACUGCACGCGUCUUCGUAGAUGUCCCGGGCGUUGGUCGCGUGUAUCGUACGGGUGAUUGGGCGCGUACGGUCGUAGGACAGAAUGGGCAAUGGUCCGAGAUCGAGUACCUGGGGAGGAUGGGCGUCGAUCAGGUCAAGCUCUCAGGGCGGCGCGUUGAGCUUGGGGAGAUCGACUCUGUUCUGGGACAAGUAUCGGGCGUCCAGGCAGCCUACUCCGUCGUCGUGGAGGGUAGGCUACUGGCUUUCGUCGUCCCGGAAGACCCAUCGAUCGUCAACUCCGACGUCGACAAGACCCAGCUCGCGAACAAGCUCAGCGAGCACGCAGACAUCCACCUCCCGCUGCAUAUGCGUCCAUCGUCCUACCACUUUGCGACGGAGACACCGAGGUCCUCUUCUGGGAAAGCCGAUCGCCGUGCAAUUGCUCGCAUCGUCGCCGAACGCGAGUCCGCCAUGGAGAAGGUGCCGGAGGACAUGGCCGCAUACGACGCGACGAACGAGUCAGAGUCGAUGACAUUGGUCCGCAAGCUUGUUUCCGAAGCAGCGGACGUCCCACUAUCGGCCGUCACGCCUCGCUCGAACCUCUUACGUCUCGGCGUUGACUCGCUGAAGGCUGUUCGCCUCUUGUACCUACUUCGCCAGGCUGGCGCAAAGGACUUGGCGCGCCUGAACGUCACCGACAUCCUCUCGUGUUCCACGCCAGCGGACAUCCUCGCGGCCGCUGCGUCUAAGACAGCCGCGGACGACGCAACUUCCUCCACUCAGGCCUGCGAGCAAGCCGUCUCCGACUUCAGAAUCGCCGCACGCCGCACGCUUGGUCUUCCAGACGACUCCCCCGUCGAGAUCUGGCCCGCCACCCCGAUGCAGGCGGGUGUGCUGGCGCUGUACCUCCGCAGCGCGGACGCGAAUGGGUACAUCAACCAUUCUGUAUUCCAUCUCGCCCCGGGGGUGUCCGUCCCCUGUCUGAAGAAGGCAUGGUCGCGUGUUGUCAAGAAUAACAAGAUUUUGCGGGCGAAGUUUGUGCUGGUGGAUCAGUCGGAGGUGUCGCCGUUUGCGGUGGUCGUGAAGGACGAGGAGGCCGAGGUCAAGUGGAUUGAGGAUAGUGGGGAGGGCGCGCUGGAGCGCUACCUGGCUGAGUCGCCGAAGAGGAUCUCGCCGGAGGAGCCGUGGUCGGUCGCGAUACUCGAUGACGAGCAGAAGCCGACUUUUAUGCUCACUUUGCACCAUGCUUUGUUUGAUGGAGCUUCUCUCGCGCUUAUGCUCGAGGAGCUGGAGGCGUACUAUAACGAGGGCUCAGACCUUCCGCGGUCUGGUUUUGAGCAUUCGGUUCGCGAUGCUCUUUCCGUCGACGCGGCGAAGGCGACAGACUUUUGGAAAAGUGUACUUCAAGGCUUCUCUCCUGAUCCCUUCCCGGACCUCACUGGUCUGCGCGCCUAUGCGAAAGCGUCGUCGCCAGUCUUCACCGUCGACCUCUGUCCCACUCACCAUGCAUCUACCGUCACGUCGCGCCUGGCUUUCUCCCACUUGCAGUCCAAGUCGCGCGAGCUCGAGACGACGCCACUUGCCGUCGCUCAGGCAGCCUGGGCGCAGCUCCUGCUCAGCUACUCCGAGUCCGACGAGCCCGACAUCGUCUUCGGCUCCCUCGUCGGAGGACGAACGACUGACGCGCUCGAAGUCGCCGUAGGCCCGGUCUUCACCGCGGUGCCCAUCAGGGUGCACGUCAGCAAGUCUGGCUCGGGCGUCUGCGCGACCGCGAGCACGAAGGAGGUUCUGGCGCAGCUGCGCGACAUGAACAUCAAGAGCAUGCGCCACCGGUACCCGCCCGUGAGCGUGCUGAGCGGGGCGAAUGGGAUCAUCUACGACACAACGGUUGCGCUGCAGAACUUCAGUCAGGGCAAGUCGCAGACGACGCUGUGGACGAGGGCGGAGUAUCCGCCUAUGGUGACUGAGUUCGCUGCUGUUUUGGAGAUUUGGCCGGAAGAGGAUGAUUCGAUCCGCCUGCGCCUCACGGGCUCGAACAAUGUCUUGACCCCGGAAGCGUCGCGGACCUUGUUGCAACAGUUCGACGAUAUCGUCGCCGCCAUUCUCUCGCGCCCUGCCAAUGCGACUCUCGCCACCACCUUGUCCGCCAUGCGUCCGGAGCUCCAGGCCGCCGUGAACACCAUUCCAACGCCCGUAGAAACGCCCUCCCCCAACACGCUCAUUCACCACCAAUUUGAGACUAACGCGCGCGAGCACCCGGACAGCGUCGCCGUCUGGUUUAAGACCGACCUCGCGCGGCCCGACUGGGACAUCCGCUUCACCUACGGCGACCUCGACGCUCGGGCGAACCAGCUGGCGAAUUUGCUGCUCUCGACCUAUGGUGACCUCACCGACCAGGCCGUCCCGCUGUGCAUGGAGAAGAGCCCCGAGUUGUACAUCGCGAUUCUGGGCGUCUUGAAGGCUGGCGGCGCAUGGUGUCCGGUGGAUGCGCAAGCGCCGGAGAUUCGCAAGCGAGAUCUGUUUGGCAGAGCGGGUGGUCCGGUGGUGCUGGUGCGGAACGCGGCGGGGUACGAGGAGCAUAAGGCGGCGUUGCCGGAGGGGCUGGAUAUGUUGUCGCUCGACGACGUCAAGAUCGACGGGCAGUCGAGGGAGAAGCCAAGCGUGAGGACGACGAUUGAGGACCUUGCGUACUUGAUCUGGACGAGUGGGACGACGGGUGCGCCGAAGGGCGUCCCAAUCCAGCAUAAGGCGGCGGUGCAGAGCUUGACAGUUUUGCAGGAGGUCAUUCCCUUCGGGCCUGACCCAGUGCUUUGCUUGAACUUCUCGGCCUAUACCUUCGACGUCUCGGUCCUCGACGUCUUCUACGCGCUGGGCAAGUCGUGCGGCACGUUGUGCUCGGCGUACAAGGACAUCCUCGUCGGCCAGUUCGCCGAGGUCGUCAAUGCGUUCGAGGCGACGCAUGCCUUCCUCACCCCAGCGUUCAUGGCGCAGUCCUCGCUCGCGGAGUGCAAGACUCUGCAGAGCCUCAUCAGCAUCGGCGAGAAGCUCCCAGACACGGUGGCGGAUAAGUGGUGUCGGCCGGAGACGGUCUCGCUCAACACGUACGGCCCCGCCGAGGCAACGAUAAUCGCGACGUACCGCCGCUGGCAGCCGCAGGAGGCGACGAAGGCGCACAAUGUUGGCUUCCCUAUUCAGACCGUGAGCUGCUAUGCGGUGAAGGAGGAUCUGGUGUUGCCGCGUGGGGCGGUUGGCGAGCUUGCACUCGGUGGAUACCAGAAUGCUCGUGGCUAUCAUCGCCAGCCCGACAUGACGGCGAAGAAGUUCAUCGAGCAUCCCAUCGCCGGCAAGGUAUACCUUACUGGCGAUAUCGUUCGGUUCUUACACGACGGUUCGAUCGAGUUCGUGGGCCGGCACGAUGACCUUGUCAAGCUAGGAGGCAUCCGAGUAGAGCUGUCAGAGAUCAGCACGGCUCUCGAGGGUUGUCAUCCGCGCGCGGCGGAGGUUGCGACGCUGCAGCUCAGCCGGCCGGAUCGGCCGCAGAAGACGGUCUGCUCCUUCAUCGCUGCGUCGUCACUGGAGUCUCCCGACGUCGUGUGCACUGGCCACGAUGCCCUUGAAGUCGCAGGCGCUGCUAUGAGGCGCGCUGACGAGAUGCUUCCCGGAUUCAUGCAUCCUAGGCGCGUGCGCGUGUACAUUGUUGUUAAGCGCAUCCCUCACACGGCCUCCAAUAAGGUUGACCGCAAAGCGCUGGCAGAGUACUAUGCCUCGAUGGACAUCUCAACCUGGGAGGAGGCGCUGGCGAAGGAUCAUGGUCGACUUGAAGACGAGUCCUGGUCGCCGCUUGCGACGGCGAUACGCGAUGCGGUGGCUGACCUGACGGGGACGCCUGUGGAGCGGAUCAAGAAGACGACGCCGCUUAGUGCUCUUGGUGUUGAUUCGAUUCGUGCGCUGCAACUGGCGUCGAAGCUGCGCAAGACUGGGUCUUCGAUUUCCGUUGGCGACAUCCUGUCUCAUCCUACUAUCCAACGUCUCGUGAAGGCGAGCGACAGGAAGGCCGACAAGACCCCGUCUGCGACUGCUUGGUGCGACGAGUUCGACAAGAAGUGGAGGCCGGCUGUUGUACGAGCGAUGCCUGACCAACAUGUGGAUCGUGUCACUCCCUGCACGCCUUUGCAAGAGGGCAUGCUCGGCGAAACCAUCAAGGAUCCGGCGGCGUACUGGUCGCAUCGCCUGUUCCACCUCGAGAACGACUGCGACGUUCCAAGACUGAUUAGCGCGUGGAAGACGCUAGCUUUGCGUACGGAGGCCCUGCGAUUGGUGUUUGCGCCUGCGGCUUCAUACAGUGCUGCUGUCGAUGACUUGCAGAAGGACGAUUACACACCGGUGUUUGUGCAGAUCUUACUAUCGUCGGCGAAGACUAGAGUUCAACGGGAGCCAGGCUUGUCUGCGGACAGCGCGCGCGACUUUGCGCGUACCUUGGCGACUUCACUUUCCCGAGCGACAGCGCCGCUAUGGGCCGUCACGAUACUGGGAGAAGACGUCGGGAAACCGGCAAUGUUGCUCAGCAUGCACCAUGCUCUCUACGACGGGCACGCCUAUAAAAUCUUGCUCGACGAUGUGCUCCAAGUCUACUAUUGUCAAGCCCCAGCGCCUCGACUGCAGCUCACGUCCGCAGUGUCUCGUGCUUUCUUCCUCGAGGACCCGAAGAGGUCGCUCUCGCUUUGGGAGCAGGUUUUGGCGCCGUUCGCGGAUGCCCAUGUCCGACCGUUCCCUGAUCUUUCGGAUAGAUCGCGCGAUGUCAAGACCGGGUUCACGACGCGCAAGUUCGAGCUGGAUCGCGCUGUGUUAUCGGAAACGUCAAGUGCCGUCAACGCUUCGAUUGCUCAAGUUCUUCAACUUGCCUGGGCGAUGAUUUUGGGCGCGUACAUGCGAACCGACCGGGUGGUCUUCGGCGAGACUCGAUCGCUUCGUUUCGAGGACUCCUCGCUCGAGGGCGUGGUGGCACCGAUGAUCGCCACUUUGCCCGUUGCUGUCAACGUGGAAUCCUCGACAUCUGCUCGACAAUCUUUGGUCGACAUCGUCGAACGCUCUUCAGCCAGCCGGUCCUCGUCUUUCCUCAGUUUGCAACAUGUCCGCCGAGUUCUGCGCCGCCCCCUUGAUCAAGCUCUAUUCCCGGCAAUCUUCGUCAUGAACUCCGUCGAAUCCGCGGACUCCGGUUUCCAGUUGGCGUCCCGUCUGUGGAGAGAAGCUGGCGAGUUGACGAAUUUGACGGUCGAGCACCCUCUGGCGGUCAAUGUAUACGUUUCUAGCGAUAGGAUAUCUGUCCAUGUUUCCGGAAGUAAUCAAACGAUACCUGCGGACAACGUCGAGCUUCUGGCUAAGCAGUAUGAGGCAGUCGUCCAAGCGCUGUUGCGCGAUGUGGAUCGACCAAUGAGCGACAUCCUCGAUCUUCCGAGUGACCUUCUGUCUAUUGUGCGAAGUCCCAAAACGUCAAGUGCGCCUGCCGUCAACGGGACGCGCGAUGUCGAAUCGCCUUCGCUUCGUCGAUUGAAAGAACGCGCCGAGGAAACGCCCCGCGUGAUAGCGGUGGCGUCCUAUGAGGAGGGGAAUGCGAUUGAAUGGACGUACGAGGCGCUCGAAGAGAGGUCGAACCAGAUCGCGCGGUGGAUUAUUGAGCGUCAUCCGCAAUCCCGCGUCGCCGCCAUCGCCCUGCCUCGUUCUCAUGCUGCAUAUCCGUACAUACUGGGAGUCUUGAAGUCCGGCCGGACGUACUUGGCUAUCGACGACGACGACACCUCGUCACGCAAGAGGCUGAUGCUUCGUUCUGCUCGAGCUGAUAUCGUCUUCGUGGCCGCCAACAAGUCGGGAGACUUCAGACAACUCUCUAAGCCGCAAGUUGUUGUCAUCGAUGAAGAAGCGCACCAGGAAGAGGUCGCCAACGUGAAGGGCGCCGCGGUAGAUGCUCAGUUGGCUGACCAUGCUUGCAUCACUUUCGAAGGAGAGCACGAAAGCAGUGCACAAGCAAGCUUUGUGUCGCUCAAGAGCCUCUGGAGAGCGGUAUCGGCGCUGGAGACUUCGGUCUUGCACUUGGUAGAACUUCUAGCAGCCAUCAGCAAGGGGGCGAAGAUAGCGGCUGUUUGCCCCGGGCGCCUAGCCGAUCGAGGUCUCAAGGAGGUCGUCAACAUGACCGGCGCAGCUCAAAGCAUAGUUUCUCCUGCUGUGUUGGAGAACGAGGGUUUGCAGCCCGAAGAUGUUCCUCAACUCAAACACCUGCUUCUGACAGGUAUUCGCAACGCGGACUCAUCCUCCGAACAGAUUUUCGGGCUGCCAGAAUUCGGUUCUCUCUGUACCUUCGCAAAAGCAGUGGCAGGGACUCGUGAUAUUGGUCAUCCAAGGGAGGGUCUCGUCGCUGUGCUUACACGGCAAGGUAACCCUUUGCAGGUGGCCCUACGUGGGGAAGUCGGGUCUUUGAUGGUUGUCGGCGAGACGGACAUCUGCGUCGUUCCGGGGAGACCGUCUAUUCCCUCAUCCGACGUCUCCGAUGCUGUAGCCUCGGUCUCUCGACAGACACUCCGGAUAGCAACACUACUCCUCGAUCAUCCUCAAGGCUUGCAGACUUACGUCGUUACCUUCGUGGCUCGACGAGCGGCUAUCGGCGCGGACGCAGGCCUACCCGCACUGUCGGACGACGACCUUCCUCUCGCACGCGCUUUGCUGGCAUCGUGUCGCGAGCGUCUCCCUUCCCAUCUGACACCCGAUGUCAUCGUCCCCUUGACAUUCCUACCCCUCGACAACUUUGCGCUCGGGACAUUCGACCGAAGGAGCCUUCGCCGAUUCUUCUACGCAUACCCUCUAUCCGCGAUCAACAGUCAGCAAAGCAAGAGCUCGGCGGUGUCAAGACCCCUCAACGACAAGGAGAAACGUAUUCGGGACAUACUCAGCUCGGCCGCUGGGGUUCCUGUGGAUGCCAUCCAAGCAUCUACCACGACACUCGAGAUAGGCAUUGACUCGCUCAGCGCCAUUUCACUUAGCCUCAAGCUGAAGGACGCCGGCUUCUUCGUACCGCCCUACGUCAUUCUUGCCGGCCCUUCCCUCGAGAAACUCGCGAGGGCCUCGGGUGCCCCUGUAGAUUCCAGGGAUGACAACGCCCAAUGGGAAGUGGCUCCCGACGUGCAGCAUGAGGCCAUCCAACAUGUCGCGGUAGGCGUCGAGGCAGUCCUUCCGUGCUUACCACUGCAAGAAGGCUUGGUCGCCCUCACUCUUAAUUCGCCCGAGCCGAUCUAUGUCAAUCACUUCGUCACUAUCCUCGAGGAGGGCACCGACAUAGCCCGACUCAAAGCCGCCAUCAAGGACACGGUAUCCGCGAACCCAAUCUUGCGGACGUGUUUCUUCGCGGCGCAGGACAGCAUAGUGCAAGUCGUGCUCGAGCCUAGCGAUGAAGUGCUGCAAUGGCGAGUCACUCCCGAUGAUCAUGUCGGAGGUGAGGCGCAGCGCCCGUCGAUCGUCAAGCUGCUUCAAUACUUGGCCCGCCAGUCCUCGGACUCUGCUCGCGCAUUCUUCACCGAGUACCUCGACGACGCGCCUCGGAACCUCGCCUCCAACGAUACGACGGUAGAAUCCAGGCAUCAUCGUCUGUGUCUCGACACGCCACUUUCUGUGCUGGAGAAGAAUGCUCGAGCGCUGCAUGCUAGCCUGCAUGUACUGGCGCUCUCUGCCUUCGGGACCGCCCUGGCAGAAUAUCGCGAACGCAAUGAUGCCGUUUUCGGGGUCGUUCUGUCAGGUCGGACGGUGGACGUCGACGGGAUUGCAGACAUGCUGGCGCCCUGCAUCACGACAGUACCGAUGCGCGUUCGCUAUACAGAACAAUCGUUGUUCAAGGAUGUCGUAGCGCAAGUGCAGGGCGACAUUGAGCUCGUCAUGCAGCACCAGCACACGCCCCUCCGACACAUACAGAGGUGGCUAGCUAGGGGCGAGCCGCUCUUUGACGCCCUCUUCAAUCUCGUCCGGCAGGGUUCGCCGAAGGAGUCAAAUGCAGAGGAGCCCGAGCUUUGGGGAUCGCUCGACAGCAAAGCCGUGCUCGACUACCCACUAGCGGUUGCGGUCGAAGUUGAUGCCGCGAACGACGCUGUCUUCAUCCGAGCCGGGCAUCUUCCCACUUUCGGAUCGUCAGCGUCCGUCAAGACCCUCAUCGAGCGCAUAGCUAACCUGCUGCAACAUCCCGAACAAACAUUGACAUCGUACGACGUCUCGGACGCGCAACAAAGUGACACACGACCGGCUUACGACAACUCGCACUGGUCGGAGGAUGAGAUUUUGAUUAGGGAUGUGGUGGCGCAACUCUGCAAUGUCUCCGCAGAUGUGAUCACUAAGGAUCUGUCCUUCUUGCAACUGGGCGUCGACUCCAUUACUAGCAUUCGCCUUGCUCAGUUCCUCCGUUCGCGCGGGCUUGCUGUGCCAACGCAUGCGAUCAUGCGCAACCCUUGCGUCGGCGCGCUCGCUCUAUACCUGCGGGAGACACCUCCCGAGGGUACAGCUGUAUUAGCGCAACGCGAGUUCGCCGAGAUGGAGGGUCAAUUGCGAGAGGCCUAUGCGAGCAGUAUCCCGCUACUCGACGACGCCGACAGAGUCACCAGCGUCUUCCCGGCGACCCCUCUGCAGACCGGUAUGCUCACGGAGACCUUGUCUUCGGGCGGCAGACUAUAUCUCGUGCCCCACUCUCUGCAGUUGGACGCCUCCGUCAAGGACGACGACCUCCGGGCCGCCAUCGAAAAGGUCGUGGCCUCGACGGACAUCUUGCGCUGCAGCUUCCACGCUAUGGCCGAAGGCGAUCAUCCAUGGAUUGUAGCAGGGCAUGCUGUUGCGCCGCUCUCCUGGACAGAACACGAGUUCGCGUCGGCUGAAGAGUUGCACCGACAAGCGCUGAAGAUCGUCCAGUCCGAAAAAAUUGCCGACGAGAAGUCCUUCGAACGCCCACCGAUGUUUUUGCACCUCCUCAAGGCCCCAGCUCUCGUUGAAGCAAGCCCUUCUAGCGUGUACGAUGGACUGUCGCUGCCCUACAUCCUUGGCGAUAUCGCCACGUACUAUCAAGGCCUUGAUCCCUCGCCGCGCCCGCAGUUUGCAAGCGCUGUUCCCCAUAUCCUGUACAGCUCCAAGGAUCACGCGAACUUCUGGUCAAGGCUCCUCGAUGGCUUCGUCCCAGCACCACUACCGACCGUAGAGGGGAUGGCGACCACAACACAACUCGCGCGCCUGCCAUUCGUUCUUCCUGAUGGCGCUCUGCAAGCCAUAAAACAUAUGGGCGUCACUGUACAGGCUGUAGCACUGCUUGGAUGGGGUAAAGUCCUCGCGACGCUGGCUGGGUCGACGGAUGUUGUGUUCGGGCAAGUUGUGGCUGGUCGGGCGAUCGAAUUGGAGGAUGCCUUGCACGCGAGUGGUCCGCUGUUCAAGUAUAUGUCCUUUGUCUGCCCGCUCUUCCAUGUCACUGACGCUCUCGGUUUGUCUAGCACCAUACCCUUCCGCUUCCGUAUCACGGACCCGACCUUGUCGAACACGGAGGCUGCACAAGUUCAGCAGCAGGCCAACGUGCAAAUCGAACCGCACCAACAUGUCCCCCUGCGCAAGAUCCAGAAGGAGUGGCGCAUGAAGAACGAGAUUGGCAGCGCAACGCUCUUCGACUCGCUGUUUGUCUUCCAGCAGUACCCUCUGAGUCUGGAGAUCAUACACAACGGCGACAAGAUCGAGCUACGCGCCGGCUGCCAGGGCAACAUCAUGUCCCAGGAGCAACUCGCUGCCAUGCUGGACACCCUCAAGAACACGCUCAUCGACAUCGUUACCCAGCCGGACGCCUCCGUCGUCGACUGCCCUCCCGAGCUCAGGUCCGUGCUCGAAGCGCCACGCAAGCGCGAACAGCCGACCGUCAAUGGCGACGCCCCACAGCCCGAUCGCGACUUCACCGCCAACGAGUGCAUACUGCGCGACGUGUUCGCUGAGGUGUCGAAGAUCCCCAAGGAGCGCAUCGGGCUGACGACACCUCUCUACGCGCUCGGCCUCGACUCGGUUGCGGCCAUCCAGAUUUCGGCGCGGUGCAGGAAGCAGGGCCUGCCGAUAUUGGUCGCGGACGUAUUCCAGGGCGAGACGGUCAUGGGGAUCUGCGCGGUCUUUGAGGAGCGCGGUCGUGCGCUCGAUGGCACGGCGGAGGCCGCCGUCGAUCGCGUACUGGUCUCGCAGGACGCGAAGGACGCUGCGCUGCGUCUCCUAAGCGUGGCGGAAGAGGAUGUCGAGGACGUGCUCCCGGUGCUGGCAGGUCAGGACUACCAUCUGGCGUCGUGGCUUGCGUCGGGAGGGACGUUCUACCAGCCCGUGUUCGUGUACAAGGCGAAUGGCGGUCUGGACCCCGCGCGCAUGGAGCAAGCCUGGCGGGCGCUGCAGCGGAGGCAUAGCAUCCUCAGGACUGCGUUCGCCGCGACGUCGCCCUCGUCUGUUGUCCAGGUCAUUCUGAAGGCGGCACCGACGAGCGAUUGGAGGUUCAUCGAGGAUACAGGCGAUCUCAAGGAGGUCGUCAAGGCCCAUGUGCAAGACGAGUACAACACUCCGGCCACUUUGUUCCGCCCGCCUGCUCGCAUCAAGCUGCUUCGCGUCGGUGGCGAGGACGUGCUCCUAUUGUCUCUGCACCACGCGACCUACGAUGCGUGGUCCGUACCGCUGCUCGUCGCCGACCUCUGCGCACUCUAUCGUGGUCAGGAAUGCCGUAGCGCUACCGAUUUCUCCGGCCUCGUCAAGCACAUCGCGUUGCAAAUGCCCGACGAGAACGCGGCCAAGGAGAUGUGGCGCAGCGCCAUCGGCACGGAGGGGACCCUUCUUACCUGCCAGCGCCCCGACUCUGGCAUGAAGCAAGUCUUCGCGCGCGCGUCCGGCGUCGUGUCCUCCGUCACCGCGCUGCAGGAGAAAUGCCAGGCCUCGGGAAUCAGCGUGCAGGGCCUCGUGCUCGCGGUCUGGGGCCGUGUCAUCGCCGAACUGUCUGGCUCGCAGCAGCCGGUCGUUGGUGUGUACCAUACGGGACGCUCUGCGGCUUUCGACGGCGUCGACGUCCUGGCGGGCCCGACGGUCAAUGUACUCCCUAUGCGUCUGCCCGGUCAGGAUGGUGUCCUUAUUCGCGAUGCGGCACGCGAGCUACAGACGGAGAUGGGCCGGCGCACUGCGCAUGAGCAGACGAGGCUGCGGGACGUGGUCUCUUGGACGCUGGGCGAAGGCCGGGGCGCGAUCUUCAAUGUGUGGCUCAACCUCUUGUGGCACGGGGAUAAGAUUCGGACGAUACGGAAGGGGAGCGAGAGCUUGCUGGAGAGCUUCUCUGUUGGACCGCCGACGGACUUCAUCUCUGCGAAGCCGUUCGAGGAGCUGAAGUCGUCCGUGGAUGCGAUGGAUACAUCGUAUUUGCCCGAGCAUGGCUUCUUCGUCGACGUCGUUCUCAACACGGAGACGGACAGCAUCGGUCUUGCCAUGAGGAGUCAUGAAGCGCUGCUCGACGCUGAGGAGUUACAGAAGGUCGUCGAACUGUUCGCGAGCAGUGUCCGUAAGGCGGUGGACGAGCUUUAG